Messenger RNA from Cyprinodon variegatus (sheepshead minnow), 1657 nucleotides. RefSeq names its product protein arginine methyltransferase 3 (gene prmt3). The transcript has 16 exons. The record is from RefSeq and is a predicted model, not a curated record. NCBI's taxonomy places the organism in Eukaryota, Metazoa, Chordata, Actinopteri, Cyprinodontiformes, Cyprinodontidae. Gene Ontology annotation, molecular function: protein-arginine N-methyltransferase activity. Bases 20 to 1570 code for a protein of 516 amino acids. Gene Ontology annotation, biological process: peptidyl-arginine methylation. Gene Ontology annotation, cellular component: nucleus.
UCCUAAAGCCAGCAGCAUCAUGGCAGACAGCACAGACACACAUAUUGAAGAGAUGCCUGAGCUCUCUGAUGGAGAUGAAGAUGAUGAUGAUGAGCAGUGGAUGGAGGAGGAGAGGCAAACAGUUACCUGCUUAUUCUGCCACAAGUUGUUGGAUUCUGUUUCUGCAACCCUUCAGCACUGCACGGCUGAACACCAGCUCAGCCUUGUAAACGUAAUAAAAAAGCACCGUUUAGAUGACUACGGUUACAUAAAAAUGAUAAAUUUCAUCCGCUCAACGAAAUGUGCUCCAUCCUCGCUAAUGGAGCUGUCAGAAGGCCCCUUACCCUGGAACAAGGAAGACUUCCUGAGACCAGUCCUUCAGGAUGACCCGCUGCUCCAGACAGACCUGGAGGAGCUGUGUGAAAAGGAUGACAUGUCUCCAUCACCCAGGACCCAGCCCAGUGACGAACUGCUCUGCAGAGCCCAGGCAGCUGAAGCAAGAGCCAAACGUUCAGAAGAAGCACUGACCAGAGCCAUGGAGGAUCUCCACAAACUAAAGCUCCUUGCUCAGGGUUUGGUGUUGAACGCAGAAACCAGCAAAUCAAGCAACCUGGGUGCUGUUGCUGAGCUGAGGGAGGAUGAGGAUGAAGCCUACUUCAGCUCUUACGGCCAUUAUGGCAUCCACGAAGAAAUGCUGAAGGACACGGUGCGAACAGAGAGCUACCGGGACUUCAUGUACAGCAACCCAGAAGUGUUCAGGGACAAGGUGGUGUUGGAUGUUGGCUGUGGGACCGGCAUACUGUCCAUGUUUGCUGCCAGAGCUGGGGCCAAAAAGGUGAUUGCAGUGGACCAAUCAGAGAUCAUCUAUCAGGCAAUGGACAUAGUCAGGUCCAAUCAGCUAGAGAACGUUAUCACACUGAUCAAAGGCCGCAUCGAGGACAUCAAGCUUCCCGUGGAGAAGGUUGACAUCAUUGUUUCAGAAUGGAUGGGUUACUUCUUGCUUUUUGAAUCCAUGUUGGACUCUGUCCUGUAUGCCAGAGACCUUUACUUGGCUGAUGGUGGCUCAGUGUAUCCAGAUCUCUGUAACAUCAGCCUGGCUGCUGUGGGAGAUGCAGAGAAGCACCAAAGUCGGAUUGGAUUCUGGGAUGAUGUUUAUGGCUUCAAUAUGGCAUGCAUGAAGAGUGCUGUGGUGCCUGAGGCUGUGGUGGAAGUCGUGAAUGCAGAGACACUCAUAUCUGAACCUGCCGUCAUACAGAUGUUGGACUGUAACACAGUAUGCCUGUCAGAGCUUGAGUUUACUGCAGACUUUUCCCUAAAGAUGACAAAGACAACAGAAUGGACGGCAAUCGUUGGCUACUUUGACAUUUUCUUCGACAAAGGCUGCAGCAACAAGGUGAUAUUUUCCACAGGUCCUCAGGUUCCAAAGACUCACUGGAAGCAGACGGUCUUCCUUCUAGAGAAGCCUAUGGCUGUUAAAGCAGGAGAAGAGCUCCAGGGAAGGAUCAAUGUGCGUAAAAACAAGAAGGACCCUCGCUCACUUUUUGUCACCUUUGACCUCCCAGACAAGAAGCAGACUUAUAGCCUUCAAUGAUGUCAUAAAAUUAUGCAGGUGAUUUAAUGUAGCCCCUUUUGGACAUUUUGGGGCAUUUCAUGUGCUGACACUUAUGGAAACAAAAUA